Messenger RNA from Colletotrichum spaethianum, 477 nucleotides. RefSeq lists its product as uncharacterized. The record is from RefSeq and is a predicted model, not a curated record. The transcript is spliced from 2 exons. Bases 1 to 477 code for a protein of 158 amino acids. NCBI's taxonomy places the organism in Eukaryota, Fungi, Ascomycota, Sordariomycetes, Glomerellales, Glomerellaceae.
AUGAGUUGGCCACAGCAAUCGCAAAAGAAUACCACGGACCUUCAGGCGCCAAUGGGCGACUUCAGUACUCAGUAUGAGAUGGCAGAUAAGAGAGCCGAAGCGCAUAUCCAGCACCAAGAAGACCAAGGUCGUCAUGGCCUCUACAUGCCCAGCCAGGGUGCCGAGACUCUGAUUCAGCAGCGUGCGGAAUAUAUCCGUAACAGGUUGGAGAUCCCCAUCGACAGGCAAAAGUUUACCGGCAUCUGGAAUCACUAUCACGAUGUGAGAAGCUACCCCCAGUCUUGGAUGGUUGCUCCAACAGCACACAUGGUUCCGUCAACACACACAACCCAACCUGGAGUGGACUUUCCUAGCGGCCCGCUGUCGAUGGGAGUUCAGCAACAUGGCCAGUUUACGACGUCUCUAUGCUCGAACAUGAUUCACGAUACCCGCAUGCCCGAGUUCAGGACUUCCCUCUCAGAAACCCUCGCCACGUAA